AUGUUAGGAGGUUAUGACACGGACAGAGGAACCACGUUCACAGGAAAGUUCCUCAGGGCCCUCUACCAAAGAUUAGGAGUCAAACCGUUGUUCUCCUCAGCCUACCACCCAGAAUCAGAUGGGCAAACAGAGCAAGUGAACCAGUUUAUUGAAUUCUACCUCCGUUCCUACGUAGCUGCGGAUCAUUCAGAUUGGACCACGUGGUUGCCCCUGGCAGAAUACGCUUACAAUAAUGCCAAGCACGCCUCCACAGGGAAGACACCCUUUGAACUGGUCUACGGAAGAAACCCGGUAAUGAACCCAUCCAAUGUACCAUCCAACGUCCCAGAAGCAGAUCAGGUAGCAGACACCCUAGCACAAGAAUGGAAAGAAGCCAAGUCAGCCCUCAGGAUGAGCAAGGAACAAAUGACCAGGAAUCAAGGAGCAAUACCGGAGUACCAAGUAGGCAAAAAAGUUUGGUUAGAUGGAAGGAAUGUGGAACUCAGAACCAAUUCCAACAAACUAGACCCUAAACGACUAGGCCCUUUUGAAGUUACAGAAAAAGUGUCAAGCCACGCUUACCGCCUCAAAUUACCGGAAUCCUUAAAAAUCCAUGAUGUGUUCUACAUAGGACUCCUGUCAAAGGUACACAAAUCUCCAAGCCAGCCGUUUCCAGAAUGCCCCCCACCUGAAACAAUAGAAGGGGAGGAAGAAUACAAGGUUGAACAGAUCAUUGACUCCAAACAACAACGGGGGAAAUGGUUCUACUUGAUAAAAUGGAAGGGUUACGGACCAGAGGACAAUUCCUGGGAGCCAGAAGAACUGUUGGAACACAGCCAAGAAGAGAUCAAGCGUUUUAACCAAGCUAGACUCAGAAAGGCUUGUGACACCGCCAAGAGCCUUUAA
Messenger RNA from Rhizoctonia solani, 885 nucleotides. Its product is annotated as Retrotransposable element Tf2 protein. Gene Ontology annotation, biological process: DNA integration. The record is from RefSeq and is a predicted model, not a curated record. Gene Ontology annotation, molecular function: nucleic acid binding. NCBI's taxonomy places the organism in Eukaryota, Fungi, Basidiomycota, Agaricomycetes, Cantharellales, Ceratobasidiaceae. The coding region runs from base 1 to 885 and encodes 294 amino acids. The transcript has a single exon.